This is a messenger RNA of Eruca vesicaria subsp. sativa (arugula), 360 nucleotides long. The record is from the annotation of a GenBank genome assembly. NCBI's taxonomy places the organism in Eukaryota, Viridiplantae, Streptophyta, Magnoliopsida, Brassicales, Brassicaceae.
AUGGUCCAUUCAGAGUAUGUGGACGACCCUGGUGAACCCUGUCCUGAACCUAAACCACCAGAACACUCUCAAAACAACACAAGAUUGUACAAGGAAGAAGUUGGCCUAGGAAACAAAUCAUGGAGCAGUGACACCGAUUCUGAAAUCAGUAUGGAAGAGGAUGAACGUGAAGAAGCUAUACAUGAAGGUUACAAACCUUUCCAGCAGGAAAAGAAGUCCAGCGUCUAUGGAUUCACCACAUACAACAGAGUGCCCAUUCAUUCAACACCAACUGUCCCAAGGAAGCAAAUCUUGAAGAGAAGUGAUAACAGAUACAACUCCUUAGUCUUUUCAGGAAAGAGCAAGGACCCUGAAAUGUAG